UGCAGAUCAAGGCGAGAGAGGGACAGCAGGCAUGCACCAAGGACCAUUUAAAUGAUUCUUCCCCAAUAAGAUGGUGUCUGUGUCUGUCUCUCUCUGUCUCUCAAAACUACAAAACCCCCAAAAAUCCCAGAGGGGAAAAAUGAUAGAAACUAACAGGAAACAAGACAACAGCUGCAGCCUGUUCCAUUGGGCCGCCACAGCAGGCUUUCUGGAUAUGCCGUCUCGUCUCGUAGUUUUUAGCUGGACCUUGGUGGAUGGAUACAGGGUGUCAAGGGGGCCGUGAUAGACGACGUUACUCUGCUUUCUGUGGCUGUGUAUGUGGUGCCUUUGGCUUCUUGUGGGUGACAAGGGUGGAUGGAACUGAUCUGGGACAAGGCUUCUGGAAGACCACGACUGUGGGGUUAUCUGUGAAGCUGCCCGAAGUCUGGCGUCUUUAAGUAAGCUGGCAGAGUCUAACUGUCAAUUUGAUGUCUGGCCGCUGGUGCUGUGGGUCAUCACAGUUCACUGUUGCCUGGGUUCAUUGCUGUUUUGUGGUGACUGGGAGAAAGGACCUACCCAGAAUAGCAAGGCUUGUCGGACACCAGCACUUCCUAGAGGAGUGGGGAGGUGAAGACUGUCUCUCCCUCCACAUCGCCACCUCACCAGGACCCAGAAGGCCAACAGAAAGGCAAGGAGGAGAAAGGCUCCUAGAAGGUGAGUACGGACGGUAUGCAAAGUUGUGAACCCAGUGGCGACAGUGCGGAUGACCCUCUCAGUCGCGGUCUGCCGAGAAGGGGACAGCCUCGCGUGGUGGUGAUCGGCGCCGGCUUGGCUGGCCUGGCUGCAGCUACAGCACUUCUCAAGCAGGGCUUCACCGAUGUCACCGUGCUUGAGGCUUCCAGACACAUUGGGGGCCGUGUACAGAGCGUGAGACUUGGACACGCCACCUUUGAGCUGGGAGCCACCUGGAUCCAUGGGUCCCAUGGGAAUCCUAUCUACCAUCUAGCAGAAGCCAAUGGCCUUUUGGAAGAGACAACAGAUGGGGAGCGCAGCGUGGGCCGCAUCAGCCUCUACUCCAAGAAUGGCGUGGCCUGCUACCUUACCAACCGUGGCCGCCGGAUCCCGAAGGAUGUGGUUGAGGAAUUCAGCGAUUUAUACAACGAGGUCUAUAACUUGACCCAGGAGUUUUUCCGGCAUGGUAAACCAGUCAAUGCUGAGAGUCAGAACAGCGUCGGGGUGUUCACCCGGGAGAAGGUGCGCAAUCGCAUCAGGGAUGACCCUGACGACACAGAGGCCACCAAGCGCCUGAAGCUCGCCAUGAUCCAGCAGUACCUGAAGGUGGAGAGCUGCGAGAGCAGUUCUCACAGCAUAGAUGAGGUGUCCCUGAGCGCCUUUGGGGAAUGGACGGAGAUCCCUGGCGCCCAUCACAUCAUCCCCUCGGGCUUCAUGCGAGUUGUGGAGCUGCUGGCUGAGGGCAUUCCCCCACAUGUCAUCCAGCUGGGGAAACCCGUCCGGUGCAUCCACUGGGACCAGGCCUCAGCUCGCCCCCGGGGUCCUGAGAUUGAGCCCUGUGGUGAGGGUGACCACAAUCACGACACUGGGGAGGGUGGCCAGCGUGGAGAGAGUCCCCAGCAGGGGAGGUGGGAUGAGGAUGAGCAGUGGCCGGUAGUCGUGGAGUGCGAGGAUUGUGAGGUGAUCCCAGCGGACCAUGUGAUUGUGACCGUUUCGCUGGGUGUGCUCAAGAGGCAGUACACCAGUUUCUUUAGGCCAUGCCUGCCCACGGAGAAGGUGGCUGCCAUCCACCGCCUGGGCAUUGGUACCACCGACAAGAUCUUCCUUGAAUUCGAGGAGCCCUUCUGGGGCCCUGAGUGCAACAGCCUGCAGUUUGUGUGGGAAGAUGAGGCAGAGAGCUGCACCCUCACCUACCCACCUGAGCUCUGGUACCGCAAGAUCUGUGGCUUCGAUGUCCUGUACCCGCCAGAGCGCUAUGGCCACGUGCUGAGCGGCUGGAUCUGCGGGGAGGAGGCUCUCGUCAUGGAGAGGUGCAAUGAUGAAGCCGUGGCCGAGAUCUGCACUGAGAUGCUACGACAGUUCACGGGGAACCCCAAUAUACCAAAACCUCGGCGAAUCCUGCGCUCAGCCUGGGGCAGCAACCCAUACUUCCGAGGUUCCUAUUCAUACACACAGGUGGGCUCCAGUGGGGCAGAUGUGGAGAAGCUGGCCAAGCCCCUCCCCUACACAGAGAGCUCCAAGACAGCGCAUGGAAGCUCCACAAAGCAGCAUCCUGGUCACCUUUUAUCAUCCAAGUGCCCAGAACAGUCCCUGGACCCCAGUAGGGGCUCCAUAAAGCCCAUGCAGGUGCUGUUCUCCGGGGAGGCCACACACCGCAAGUACUACUCCACCACCCAUGGUGCUCUGCUCUCUGGCCAGCGCGAGGCGGCUCGUCUCAUUGACAUGUACCGAGACCUCUUCCAGCAGGGGCCCUGAGGGUGUCCUCACUGCCAAAUGUGUUCCUUAAAGACCCACUAACUCGUGACUGCUGGUCCGUUCCCUCGCCCAUGUACUUGUAAUUUCCUGAUUGUCUGUAGAAUGGAAUUUUAUCUUUUGUAGUGGACACUGGGCUGGCUUCAGACCUGGCCCUACAGCUUUUCUUUGUCUCCAGGCUGGGUUAUGACCAGGUGGGAUUUGGCUUCCUGCUUCCCCCCUCCCUCCAUGUUAUUGCAAGUGCCUUCAAUACUUUGCAUUUUGGGAUAAUAAAAGAAGUGACCCUUCCCAUGCU
This is a messenger RNA of Onychomys torridus (southern grasshopper mouse), 2758 nucleotides long. RefSeq names its product spermine oxidase (gene Smox). Lineage: Eukaryota; Metazoa; Chordata; Mammalia; Rodentia; Cricetidae. The record is from RefSeq and is a predicted model, not a curated record. The transcript is spliced from 9 exons. The coding region runs from base 709 to 2466 and encodes 585 amino acids. Gene Ontology annotation, molecular function: polyamine oxidase activity.